Asterias rubens (European starfish) is the source of this 1665-nucleotide messenger RNA. Its product is annotated as heparan sulfate glucosamine 3-O-sulfotransferase 1-like. The record is from RefSeq and is a predicted model, not a curated record. Lineage: Eukaryota; Metazoa; Echinodermata; Asteroidea; Forcipulatida; Asteriidae. Gene Ontology annotation, molecular function: [heparan sulfate]-glucosamine 3-sulfotransferase activity. The coding region runs from base 333 to 1436 and encodes 367 amino acids. The transcript is spliced from 2 exons.
UGUAGUAACGUACGUUUGAGUGAUUAUAACGAGAGUUUUACAUAAAAACCUGUAGAACCUUGCAUGAUACAUCAUGGAUGGAACGAACUAAUGUAGUUGUUUUUUUCUCAAGGGGCUCUAAAGCACAUGUAUAGAGACGCUGUGAGGGAAUUUAGUUCAACAUUAUCUCCCUUUGAUCUUGGUUAUAAAAUCAGAAUAUAUUAUUCAGAAAAAAACAUGGCCUAUAACUGUUCGUAUAAACGUUGAGUUGGAAACCACCGGUUCUUUCCGGACCCAACACUCACUUACAUAACCGCAAACCUCGCUUGAUUAUAAUUAUACUAUACUCUCCGAUGCAUAAGUUUCAACAUUGCCGACAAAUCAUGAAACUUGCAGUCAUAAUAUUUCGAACGAUUGUUUUGGCCGGAUUGUUGGUGACUCUGGCAGAGUUUUGGUAUACGCAAAGGACAUGGCUGUAUUCACCACUGUCGCCACCAUCUUCGCUGUAUUCACCACUGUCGCCACCAUCGGCAGAGAGCUUCAAUAUAGGACAGUGCUACUCAUACAGCCAGACAGGCCAACCUCGUCUUCCUCUUUUGCCGUUGUCAGUCAGAACAACAUUGGGAUGCAACAAAAAGCUACCGCGCGCCAUUGUGAUCGGAGUGAAGAAGGGUGGUACGGGAGCUUUCAAAUUUUUCCUUCGAUAUCACCCUCAGGUUAGUUACACCAAUGGAGAACCCCACUACUUCUCCGUGAAAAAAUUCAACUACAACGCAAAAACUUACAAGACAAUGAUGGCCGAAUCGACCUCUGGACAGCUAACCGUAGAGGGCACACCUUCAUAUUUCUCGGUCCAAAAAACCGCCAACCGAGUCAAGAAAGCGCUUCCACACGUGAAGUUGAUACUUCUACUAAGGGACCCGGUGAAACGAGCUAUAUCUGAUUACGUACAUGUUCAACAGGUAAUGACAACCGAGAGACGUCAUGACGACACUAGGAAAAGAUCUGAUAUUCAAAUUGGGUCAAGAUACGAGAUUGCAUCUACAUUCAAGGAGUCUAUUUUCCACUCAAACGGCAGCCUCAAAACCUACAAUCUUCUCCUCGUGAAAGGCCAGUAUGUGAACUUCCUUUCAAGGUGGUUGGAGCAGUUCCCAUUGAAGAGGAUUCUUAUUCUGGACGGCAGUUCGUUCACAAAGGAUCCCCUCCCGACCUUAAAGAAGGUGGAGGAGUUUCUUGGGAUAACUCCUUAUUUCACACCCGACCACUUUAAGUUCAUUGAAGAGAAAGGGUUUUAUUGCCUGCAAAAGCCUAUCGAGGGAAACUGUUUGGCUUCGAAUAAAGGGCGCCCCCCUCCGCAGGUAAGCGAAGAGGUUAUCCAGACUUUGCGAGAUUACUACGGUCCUUUUAAUGAGAGACUUAAUAAAAUGCUGAAUCGAACGUUUUCCUGGUCAAUUUAAAAAGACAAAAAAAAACAAACAUAGUGCAAACAAAUCACCAUCUAGCGGAUUUAAAGGCGAUGGAGUUAUGGAAAGGUGUAGGCUUACUCUUUCUCCCCCAGUAAUAAUAUUUUUCAGCAACAAAGACGGAUCAGAAGUGCAACACAUGUGAUUGUUUUAAACCAAGAAGUUAUAGGCAGUGGACACUGUUGGUAAUUACUCAAAACAAUUGUUAGCAUAAAAACCUACU